Messenger RNA from Entamoeba nuttalli P19, 1893 nucleotides. Its product is annotated as protein kinase domain containing protein. Gene Ontology annotation, molecular function: ATP binding; protein kinase activity. Gene Ontology annotation, biological process: protein phosphorylation. Lineage: Eukaryota; Evosea; Mastigamoebida; Endamoebidae. The transcript has a single exon. The record is from RefSeq and is a predicted model, not a curated record. The coding region runs from base 1 to 1893 and encodes 630 amino acids.
AUGUUAUUCUUUACUUUAAUUUUUUGUUUCAUUUUUGGUGUCCUUGGUGAUAAAGAUCACCUUGAUGUAUGUGGCGUUGGUUGCCCAACAUGUAGACCUGAUGGUAGUUGUAUGUCAGAAUGUUUUGGUGGAUUUAAUUCAGAGGAUGGAUGUUCUUCAUGUGCAAAAGGUUAUAUCAACUAUCCUUACUGUACUGCACUUUGUGGAAACUUUGUAAUAGAUGAAGGAGAAGAAUGUGAUGGAGGAGAAGGAUGUACUGAAGAAUGUACUUGUGAUCGUUCUAAUAAUUAUGAAUAUUCUAAUUCAAAGUGUAUUAAAGACACAUAUACAUCUGAAUUGACGAUGGAUAUUAUCACAGCUGUGUUAUUUGCUUUUUGUAUUCUUUCUAUAUUACUUUAUGCAGCAUAUUUAACAUAUGCAAAGAAAUAUAGGUUGUUAAGAGAAGACGCCACAUCUAAUACAUCCAAUAUAUCAACCCAUACAUCUUCAUCAUCUUCUGAUGAAAAAGGAAAGAAGUCAGGAAAUACAGGUACUCCACCAUCUAUUGAUUUGUUAACUAAGUCAGAUCAUUCUACUACAUCAUCAAUGACAGAUACAGAUACAAAUACUUCUACAGAUACGUCAUCUGAUAAUACUGAUCGUUCUACAAAGAGAAGAAGACGUGCUAUCUUCAGACAACGAGGGGAUGUAUAUACAAAGAUUCCAGAAAGAAGAUAUUUUUCAUCUACACCAUCAUUUCCAUUGGAAUUAUCAAAGAAUACAUUAUUAUUUGGAGGGUCAUUUGAAAAAUUAAAAGUAAGAGUUCCAUAUACUGAUGAAUUUAGUAUUGUUAAUAUGAGAAAUUCUCCAUGGAAUUUUUCAGUAAAAGAAAUUAAAAAUCCAAAAUAUGAAAUUCUUUUAGAUCCAAUAGAAGGUACUAUUGCACCAGGAACACAAGUUAAUAUUAUUGCACAAAUUAAAUUAAAAUGUUCAUGUCGUGUAAAUGCAGAAUUACUUGUCACUAUUAGACAUCAAGAAAAGAUGUAUACAUCAAAUAUUGAUGUUCGUGCUGAAGCACAAGAGAGUGAAUAUAUUGAUGGAGAUGAAUUUGAUUUAGAAAAUGCAACACCAUCAGAAAUAAAUAUUGGACAAUGUUAUUCAUUAAUGUGGAAACAAAAACAAAUCUUUAUUAAAACAUUUACAAAAGCAGAAAACCCAGACCUUCAAUUACGUUCAGAAAUUAAAUUUCUUCAAAUUUUAAAUGAACAACAACUUGCUUCUAAAUAUUAUGGUAAAGCUAUUUCACAUAAAUUAUCAUGUAUUGUAUUAGAAUAUUAUCCAUUAGGAACAAUUGAUCAUUUUCUUGAUCAACAAGUUAUUUCUCCUAAAUUAAAAAGAAAAAUGUUAACUGAAAUUGUAACAGCUAUUUCUAUGUUACAUUCUUUCCAUUUUAUUUAUCGACAAUUAAAUCCAUCUUCUAUUCUUGUUGCAUCAACUAAAUUAUCACAAGGACCUCAUAUUAAAUUAUGUGGUUGUUCACAAAUUAUUAAAGCAGAUGCACAAGGAGCAGUUAAAUUUGAUCAAAAAGGAAAAUAUAACUAUUUUACAGAUCCAAUAGCAUUUAAUUCAAGCAUGAAAGCUGAUUAUCCAAUGGAUAUUUUCUCAUUAGCACAUGUUUUUGUUAUGAUGUAUUAUGGUGAACAAAUAACUGAUACAUUUAAAGUUACUCCGCAUGAACUUUCUCAAAUGCAAUCAACAAAUGAUCGUAUUUUUGAUAUGAAUGAAAUUCCAAAUGGAAUGAAUCAUGAAUUUGCUCAAUUAGUUUGUGAUUUAUGGAAUUCAGAUAGAGUAGAACGACCUUCCAUUGCUGAGUUGGCAAAGAAAGUAAAAACAAUACCAUUAACACAAAACUAA